UAUAUCAUGUGUCUUGUGAACCCUGGCUCUGCCAGGCUUUCGAUCAGAUGUGGAUUGGCUAAAUAACGCCUUUACUGUUAUGUGCAAUUUAUCCCAGGUAUGAUUUUUGCGUGGUUACAAUAUCAUGAUUAUGGUUAAAUAAUAAAAAUAAGAUCAUCGUUAAAUAAGUUAUUUAAAUAUCAUAACCAAAUUAGGCUACAUUUAUAUUAAUAUGAAAUAUUUCAGCACAUCAGAUAUAAUCACAAUUUCUAUACAUUAUAGUAAAAAGACUUUAUAGAAAAAUGUUAAACUAUAAAUUUUAAAAGUUUUAAAAAUGUAACAAUAUAAUAACCUCAGAGGUAAUUGGAGGUGAAAAACAAUGUCACGUGGCGUGGUUGUAGUAAUACGUCUUAAAGGAUAUAACAAAAAUUAUUCUUUUAAUACAGGAACUCAGCAUCAACACACAUAGAACAUUUAAUAUGUUAAGGACCGCCAAGGGAGAACGCAACAGACAGGGUGUAAAAGCACAGGGACAUAAUUGGGAGAACAAAAACAGGUAUUGUCAUGGCAAUCCAGCACAAUACAAGUGAAAUCCAAAACCGAAAGUAUUUCUGUCAGGUUUCUCUGUGGUUCAGUCAUGUGCACAAGCAGAAGACUUUCUGUUUCUGUUUGACCUGACUGGGACCUGAAGUCACGAUUUUGACAUUCUGUACGAGGGCAAGAUGACAGAUGAACUCAUUGCAAUAGAGUCGGACCUCAUCGAGUUCGAUGAGGACAUGGAAGAACUGUCGGCACCUGAGUUUGUGUGUCACUGUUGCUACGAUGUCCUCGUAGAUCCUACUACGCUUAACUGUGGCCAUAGUUUUUGUCGCCAUUGUCUGGCAGAAUGGUUGCAUUCCUCUCAACGGAACGAGUGUCCAGAAUGCAGAGAGAGGUGGCAGGGCUUUCCCAGAAUUAACAUCCUCCUUCGGGAUGCAGCGGAGAAGAAGUUUCCAGAUAAGAUAAAGAGACGGAGGACGGCUCUCCAGAGUGACCAACGGUUCCAUUAUUUUCUCCAGAUAUUCCAAAAGUAUGGGCAGGUACUGAAGCAACAAAUUCCUGUAUCACAAGGCCUAGAACAAGCUAUACAAUACAGCUUUUGUUCUGGAGUCAUGGUGGCAUUGAUGUGCAUGGGGGUUAUAUUGUUUCGAUAUUACUGGGUCAGCACUGAAUCCGAUUAUGACAUCUUGGUUCAGAAGCCAAUCAACAGGUGGAAACCCCAUGAUGUCAUUCUGUGGGUGGAGCAUCUGGGUCCCUGGAGCAAUCAGUACAGAGAAACGUUCCACAAAGCACAAAUUAAUGGAAGUUUCUUGGCUCAUCUCAGGGAUGAAGAACUGUCUGCUUUUCCGUUUCAUGUUAAGAAUCCAUCGCACAGACAGGUCAUUCUGGAGGAAAUCCGGAAAAUCAAAGACCACAAAGUCAAACUACCCCAAAACCUCUGGGAGUACAAGGCUGCAAAUUUAGGAAAAUCGCUGUUCCUCCAGUUUGGCCUGAGAGAAUUUCCACGCGUCACUUUCCUCUACUUGUACCUGUUUGAUUAUGAAGACACCUUUCUACCCUUCAUACACACCUGCUGUCCUGCAUACAUAACGAAUGCAAUGCAGGAUAUCCCACCUGACCACGUACCGGAGCCAAGCCAACGUCAGUGGGUGGAGUUUCGUGUGAAGGUUUGUCUGAUGCCCUAUCUGCUACUGGUUGACUUUGCUUGGCAAUGGCUGAGCGUUCAUUGCUGGAUAUCAUGGAUUGUGAUUGGUAAUUCCAUGGUGAUGUCAGUAAUGGAGUAUGUUUAUGUCUGGACACUGUGGAGAAGAAGACAGAUGAGAACUCUUCCUAAGACGAUUCUUCAGAAGACGCUCAAUAUGUUCUUCGUUGUGCUGCUGUGGCCCCUGAUGCCUCAGUUCUUCUGUGACUUUGAAUUCUACUGCGGACUCUUUUUCAGCUCGUUCAUUUAUAUCUCUGUUCGGAAACCUUUUCUUAAGCUGGCACAGGAAUAAAGACCUAAAUACGUUAAGAUUUUUUUUUCUUACAACAGCACAAUUACUAUUUCUGUUCCAAAAUACACAUGCUUGAAUGUAAUGCAUCUCUAUUUAGAAAUCUUUUUUAAAGCAGGUACAGCAAUAAACAUCUAAACAAAUUACA
Puntigrus tetrazona (Sumatra barb) is the source of this 2157-nucleotide messenger RNA. RefSeq names its product bifunctional apoptosis regulator-like. The transcript has 9 exons. The record is from RefSeq and is a predicted model, not a curated record. Gene Ontology annotation, molecular function: ubiquitin protein ligase activity; protein binding. Gene Ontology annotation, cellular component: nucleus. NCBI's taxonomy places the organism in Eukaryota, Metazoa, Chordata, Actinopteri, Cypriniformes, Cyprinidae. The coding region runs from base 702 to 2012 and encodes 436 amino acids. Gene Ontology annotation, biological process: proteasome-mediated ubiquitin-dependent protein catabolic process.